Messenger RNA from Botrytis cinerea B05.10, 6310 nucleotides. RefSeq lists its product as hypothetical. Gene Ontology annotation, molecular function: protein binding; glycosyltransferase activity. Gene Ontology annotation, biological process: protein O-linked glycosylation. The transcript has 4 exons. The record is from RefSeq and is a predicted model, not a curated record. Lineage: Eukaryota; Fungi; Ascomycota; Leotiomycetes; Helotiales; Sclerotiniaceae. The coding region runs from base 1084 to 5814 and encodes 1576 amino acids.
GCCCCAAACCCAACCCAACACAUACAAUCAAUCUCUACACGGCCAUCUACGACCUUGUAUCAUCACCCGAACCGAAACUUACUUCUUCCAACUUUAAUCUUCACUCCCGUUUCAGUCUGCAGUCUCCAUCCAGUCGUCCCUCUGCACUCUUCAAAUCACAACGCUCCCUUUCUCCCCCUCGCUCCCAAAAGAAACAAGAUGAUUUCAUUGUCAUAGAUCUUUCCCUCAAAGGAACAUUCUUUUCCACUAGCACACUAGGUCGACGGACUACCCAGUCACCCAACUACGACGACACUACCACACUAGCACUUAUCAGCCAUUCUUUAUUAAUCCUCAUCCCGCUCUUGUUAUACUAUCUAUCUGCACCAUCGGCACCAUCUGCACCAUCUACACCAUCUACACCAUCUAUACCGUUACCGUUACCGUUACCUCGCCUCUGCCUCUGCCUCUACCUCUGCCUCUACCUCUGCCUCUGCCUCUACCUCUGCCUCUACCUCUAUCCCUUUUGCUGCCCUGCCAUUUGCCUAUCGCUUCACGGCCGACCGACCUCUAUUGGUCUAUUUCCCCACUGUUCAUCUUCCUACAGUCCCUUGUAUCUGUCUGCGCUUCUUUUUUUACACAAAGGUUUUUAGGUACGAUAAGCCUUGCAACGCAUCCGCAUCAUUUUACGCACCGCACCCACCGCACCACUUUCACCCACUACGCAACCAAGGAAUGCUCCACUUCGACCGUUUUGUAGGACCCUAAGACUCUUAGAGCUUCCCAUCAAUAAAUUUUACUAUUCCCAUCCCUAAUCCUGUUCCUGUUCCUGUUCUUGUUACCCUACUUCGAUGCUUCGAGGAAAGGCUUGAAGAAAAAAAAAGAACACCGGUAUUGCCGCGACGUCAAGACGACCUACGCCCUCGGGCUACUGCAUAUGACAAGCAGAAAUGAGCAGAAGAGAAAUAAUUCCCCUCCUUCGUGCAGGCAUUGGCACACCUUGGUUUUCAUGAAUCAACGACCUACUGCAUUUUAUGACCCAGUUUUUUGGAAUAUAUACCCAUUUGCUAUUUUCCCCAAUACUAAAACUACAAGUAAUGAAAUAUGAAUCCUCAAAUCGCUCGUCGUCAUCCUUCGCAGCAGUUGGGCGCGACUCCUGGAUAUGGAAUCCCUUCAUUCGAACCUCCUCCUCAGACUGGAAGAACAGAUCGACCUGCGCCGUUGCCAUAUCGAAAUUCUAGAAACCUCAGUGCCUCCACGCUUUCCCCUCUCCAUCGCGCGUACCCAGUCGAUAGCAAUGAAUACCAAAGACCUCUAGCGGUUAGUCGCAGUAUAUCAGAUCAAGACUUUGGUGGAGAGCACAUGCUGAGGCGGAAAACCCCAAAUGGGACAUUAGCCGCGGGGUAUGAUGGAACUCCUGUGCAGUGGUCUAGCAAGGCACCGGCUUUGAAGCACGUCGUACUUGAUGCCUCGGGAGGCUCAGCAUAUUCAGAUGGGUCGAAUGGUAUGGCAGGAUCUGGAUGGAAUUUCAAUUCGCCGAAUACUUUCAAUAAUCUUGAUCAGCGAGUAAAUAAUUUAUCGUCGCAGAAUUGGACAACGUUUACCCCUCUUCAGAAUAAUUUUUAUAAUUCCCCGGGCCAUGUAUCACCUAUGCACCAAAUCCCUUCUUAUUUCUCGCCGACUGGGUUUUCCGUUCCAACUGCGCGACAGCCAGCUUACCAGCCUGGUCCUGGCCCGACUGCAUCAAACGGUGGAGGGCUAUACGGCCCGUACUGGCCAGAUGGAAGUUACACUCCCUACCGACCCGCGGCUUAUAGGGACCACACAUAUGGAGGACCUGAUUUUCAACAUGUAAAGCUUGGAUCGGAAUACUUUGGAGGAGUCCACCCUUUGCGGCAAUCCGAAUUCGACAGCGUCAUCCCGCCGCUCCAGAGAGAUUUAACAUUUACACGGAUGGAUGAUCGCUCACAAUCAUUUGAUCCUAUGCAACAAAACCUGUUUCAAAUUGGUGGCAGCAGCAAUGCAGUUUUCUCUGAUCCUUCGGGUCCUCUGAUCCAACCACUGAGCAGGGCUGGAAAUGCCCAAUUCAAGGAAAAGACGCUUUCCUGGGCGCAUGCUAUCUAUGUAGAUCUGUUGGCUUAUUUGCAUCAGACGAAAAAGGAGAAUCGACAAAAUCGACUCUCUAAUGGCUCCAAACCCUACGCCAAAAGUGUUAUAUAUCCCAAGCCACCAAGGCAGCCGAGCUCAACCUUCUCUUCACCAGGGCCCUCUCAAGAUGGUACAUCUUUGAGAAGCCAUCGUCCAAGUCUCAGUCACCGUAAUUCUUAUGGCUUUACGGAUCCAUCGGACGGCAGAUACUCACGGUCUAUAAACCAAGUGAUGGGAGCAGGCCACUACGUGCCUUCUUUUCAACUGUCGCAGCACAGCACAGUAUCUCCCACAUCUAAUGCUCAAGAGGCACUGGAUCUUCUUACUAGUCUUUGUGAGGAAAGUCACUGGACCUGGGUUGAUGGCAUGUUAUUGGGAGGGUGUCUUGCAUAUGGGUUAGAGGACUAUAAUAGAGCGCGAGACUGGUAUGAGAAGAUAAUUAUUAUAGAUCCAAGGCAUGUGGAAGCAAUUUCAAACCUAGCGGCAACACUUCUGUGCCUACAGCGACGCGAUGAAGCAGAGGCAAACUGGCGAAAAUCUGUCAACCUUCGUCCGAAUUAUUUUGAGGCGGUUGAGCAUCUCAUAGGUCUUCUGUGUGGUGAUCAUCGUGGUCAAGAAGCGGUUGGUAUCAUUGAAUUUGUAGAGCGAUCCUUACGGAUUCCUAAAUCAGAUGAUCAUCAUGAUCAUUACAGCGAGACGUCGAGUAGUACUGACCGAGAGUUUCAUGAUUUCGCGAGUACAACUUCUGAUACAGUUGUUGACUACGACGAUAGAGACCGUCGUUCAAUCUUGAGUGAAAGGCUUGAAGAUAAUUCUGAAAAGGCUGGGUUCGGUUCAAGUGGAUUCGCCAUACCUGGAGCCGAAAAUGGUCGGCUAUUAGCUCUCAUACAUGCUAAGGGUAAUAUGCUGUACGCUCUCGGUGAUGUCAGUGCAGCAUCUAAAGCGUUUGAGGAUGCUGUUGUCAUAAGUGCAGGGAAAGGAAUUGGCGGGAUACAAGGACUCAUUCGCAGGAUAAUCCAUAGCCUGACACUUGACUGUUUUCCUGGAAUGCAUAACGAGCCUGCCUCAACGCCAAGUUCGGCACCCUUGCUCCUACCCCCCGAAAAGGCUCUAGAGUCAAAAUCACUGGUAUUUGCAAGAAACGGUGAACUCCCUGGUCUUCGAUAUAUCCCCGAAGGAUUAGCCCAAAAGGCCGCCAUCUCAACCACUAGUAACUCUCUGUUAUCUUUAGCUAAAAUCUUCCAAGAUGCUAUGUCCAACAACACAUCUCAACGGAUUUCAAGAAUGCCUACAGGGGUAGGAGAUAUACUCGCAUUGUAUUAUCUAUCUUUAUCAUUACAACCUAGUCCAUCAACAGCUAAUAACGUUGGUAUUCUUCUGGCAAGCGUGCAACAACCCGCAGCUCAUCGACCAAUCCCAUCUCGAGACCCUAAAAAUAAUACUACGAUACCUGGAGUCGUCGCUGGUAGCGGUGUCGCUUUAGCACUUGCUUACUAUAAUUAUGGACUGCUCUUGGAUUCAAGACAUGCACACCUCUACACCAAUCUAGGGAGUUUACUCAAGGAUAUUGGUCAGCUCCCAGCUGCGAUCAAGAUGUACGAGAAAGCAGUGCAUUGCGAUGGAACAUUUGACAUUGCUUUGGCAAAUUUGGCAAAUGCUGUCAAAGAUCAAGGGCGUACAAGUGAUGCGAUUGUGUACUAUAAAAGAGCUGUAAAAGCAAGUCCAGAUUUUGCGGAAGCAGUUUGCGGUCUUUCCAACGCUUUGAAUUCAGUUUGUGACUGGAAGGGAAGAGGGGGCGUUAUCCUUGAUGGUGGUAAACGGGAUCGUUGGCAUGUAGACGAUGAUGGAAUGAUAUCGGAAGCAAAUCCAAAUAAACACGGUGGAGGAUUGAUGAAACGAGUUGUUGAUAUCGUUGCCAAACAAUUGAAAGAAGGAUCGAUUUGGGGUCGAGGAACUUUGCAGGGUCAAGCGUUUAACCAUUUUCUUCGGCAACUAGAAGCCGCUGACUGUGGUGGCGAAUGGCCACGGGAGAAGAGAGAAAGUAUUCAGACUGCACUUGGCGCUUGGACUGGACAUCGCUGGGAAGGAGCUCGAAUUGUACGUCUGGUUGAACGUGCCACAAAACGUGCCACUCGUCGAUGGUAUCAAGACAAAUAUGUCAAGAAAAGGGAAUAUUCCCCUACUUAUUAUCCUCGGCCUCAAUUCCCAAGCAGCCUGUCGGUACCAUCGGCACCUACCGUGCUACCUUUCCAUACUUUCACUUGCCCAUUAUCUGCGAAAGAUAUACGGCAAAUUUCUCAACGAAACGCUCUUAGAAUUUCAGCUUCCACGUUGCGGUCGCCUUGGAUGCAAGGCUCAGUGUUUCCUCCCCCUUCUCCCCCACGACCUCAGCUCAAUAUUGGAUAUGUUUCUUCUGAUUUCAACAAUCAUCCAUUAGCGCAUUUGAUGCAAUCUGUCUUUGGAUUCCACAAUCCAUCACGAGCAAAAGCGUUUUGCUAUGCCACAACUGCCAGCGAUACUUCCAUUCAUAGACAACAAAUUGAACGCGAAGCCCCCGUUUUUCGCGAUGUCAGUUCAUGGUCUGCUGAUCGCUUAGUGAACCAAAUCGUUCAGGAUAACAUUCACAUUCUCGUGAAUCUCAAUGGAUACACUCGAGGCGCUCGUAAUGAAGUAUUCGCUGCACGUCCAGCUCCUAUUCAGAUGUCCUUCAUGGGCUUUGCUGGAACUCUAGGGGCUGAGUGGUGCGAUUAUCUUCUGGCAGAUGAGACCGCUAUCCCACAUGAAACCUUACGACCCUGGAGACGAAACAUUGACUUAGAGGAUCAAGUUGAGGAUGAACAGUCCAUCAAUGAUGAUCGUUGGGUUUAUUCGGAGAACAUUAUAUUCUGCAGAGAUACCUUCUUCUGCUGCGAUCAUGCUCAAUCGGAACCAAGGGAUCAGCAAGCAUCCUGGAAAGAAGAACAAACAACACGAUGGAAAAUGAGAAAAGAACUCUUUCCCAGCUUGUCUGACGAUGCUAUUAUUCUUGGAAAUUUCAAUCAACUUUACAAGAUUGAACCCACUACUUUCCGUACUUGGCUGAGGAUUUUGGACAAAGUACCAAAAGCAAUUCUUUGGCUGUUGCGCUUUCCUGACUUGGGUGAAAGUAAUUUAAAAGCAACAGCACGAGAAUGGGCAGGAGAAAGUGUUGCUUCCCGAAUUUGGUUUACAGAUGUAGCACCCAAACAUUUGCACAUUUCCCGAGCACGAGUUUGCGAUUUGUUCCUCGAUACUCCAGAAUGUAACGCACAUACAACAGCAGCAGAUGUUCUUUGGUCAAGUACACCUCUUCUCACCUUGCCACGUUACAAAUAUAAGAUGUGCUCUCGUAUGGCAGCAUCAAUUCUCAAAGGCGCAUUACCUCGAAGUGAGGAAGGUGACAGGGCCGCUUCGGAACUCAUCUCAAAGGAUGAAGCACAGUAUGAGGAAUUUGCGAUAAGACUCGCAAGAAACUUUUACUAUGAUACGAGUACAGGAUAUGGUGUAGGUAGAGGGAGAUUAGGAGAUCUCAGGAGAUUACUCUAUGAAAGUCGAUAUGAUUGUGCACUUUUUGAUACGAGGAGGUGGGUGAGGGAUUUGGAGGAGGCGUAUGAGAUUGCUUGGAAGAGGUGGGUGAACGGCGAGGGGGGCGAUAUUUAUAUUCGUUGAGUUAUUACGUUGGGCUUUUAGACACUUUGGGGAUGUCAUACGACAUGUCUGUGAUAGGCUGGAGGUAGUCGGGCGUUCAUUCUUCGUUUCGGGCGAUGUAUGGAGUCUUUUUGGAAGGCAUUUUUGGAUAUCAUAUGGAUGGCGAUGGCGAUGGGAGGUUUGAGGCGACAUGGGGUAUGGAUAUUUGGAUACCAUAGAAAUCGGAUCGAUUUUGGGAUAUACUACUCAAGGGGCAUCAGGCUAUACUAGGGUUACAGGUAAAAGAAGAUGAGGAUUCUCAUGUCAGGGGCGUUUUUAAUUCCUUUUUUUUUUUGGUAUAAUUUCUCUUCUUUUUGUAAUACUUUUUUCUUCUUCUGGGGAGCAGUAAUUUUGUGGGGGUAUCGAAACAGGAGGUGGUAUUGACAUUAAAGGGUCAGAUGGGUAGCCUACGGAUAUCUACACAGCUUUGGAGAAAGGAGGGUGAUGAAUCGAAAUCAAUAGAUUAUGUUUCUCGACA